ACGUGAUUCUGGAAGUCAUGUGAUUGUUUUUCACAGUCAAUAUGGCGACCGGAGGAGCAGGAUGUCUUUUUGUUGUCUUGAUAGCAGUGAUCUGCUCAUGUAGGGGAGACAACCCACCUCAAUGGCCUUCCAGCUACCAGCUGACGGCUUUCCUCGAGCUGCCCUAUGCAGAAAUCAAAGAGCCACUCACUGCCUAUUAUGAUGGAGUCAACAACAUGAGCCGAGUAGACUAUUAUGGUGGCACGGUGAAAACUGUUCAACGUCAGGAUGUCAAACCAUACGGUGCUGGGUUUAAGAUUGCACCUAUCACUACCUACAAAGUGACCAAUCAAGUGACCUGCUUUGGGAUGAACGGCACCAGUGAUGGACCAAUCACGAUACAGAGUGUCUUGCCAGACCUUACUGGAUUUCAGAAAGUAGGUAAAAGUAUGAAGCUGGGAGUGGUGGUUGACGAGUGGCAGCUGGUGAGUGUUGUCGGGGAGAAGAAGAACACAUACACCAUGUGGAUUAAUUCUGAUGGAAGUCCACAUUUCUAUGAGAUGAUGGGCUUGGACACCCUUCUGGGUUCCCACUAUGACAAAUACUACGUCAAAUACAACAACUUCACAGCUAACGCCAAGUUUGAUGACAGCGUAUUUGCAGCUCCUAAAGAUAUGACCUGUGGGGACUUUCCCGGCCCAGGUGCCAGUGAACGCCACGUUUUGAUGAAUCCAAUGAAAGAGUACAUGCACCACUAUGACCAGCACGCCCAGGACCUGUUUGGACAAUUCAAAAUUAAACAUGGCCGCAAAUACCAGUCUGUCAAGGAGCAUGCACAGAGGCAACAUCACUUCAGAAAUAACCUAAGAUUCAUCCAUUCCAAGAACAGGGCUGGUCUGUCUUACUCAUUAGCUGUGAAUCACUUGGCAGAUAAAUCUGUAGAGGAACUUUCAGUGAUGAAUGGGUUCAGUCGUACUCCAGGCCAUCACGGCGGGCUUCCCUUUGACAAAACCAAGUACAAUUUGAAGGACACCCCUGUAAGCUGGGACUGGAGACUCUAUGGUGCUGUCACACCUGUGAAGGACCAGGCUGUCUGUGGAUCGUGCUGGAGCUUCGGUACUGUCGGUACCAUUGAGGGUGCUUACUUCCUCAAGACAGGACAUCUGGUCCGACUGUCGCAGCAGGAACUGAUGGACUGUUCCUGGGGCGAGGGCAAUAACGCCUGUGAUGGGGGUGAGGAUUUCAGGUCUUACAACUGGAUCAUGAGGAAUGGCGGUCUAACCAGUGAGGAAAUGUAUGGACCCUAUCUCGCUCAGGAUAGUACCUGUCAUUCAAAGGAGGUAAAGCCAGUUGUGACAUUGAAGAACUACGUGAAUGUCACCAAAGGUGACCUUCAAGCCCUCAAGUUCGCCAUUGCUCACCAGGGACCAGUGUCAGUCGCCAUUGAUGCCUCACACAAGUCUCUGUCCUUCUAUGCCAAUGGCAUCUACUACGAGCCAGAUUGUGGCAACACUGACGACGCCCUGGACCAUGCUGUCCUGGCCGUGGGUUAUGGAACCAUUGGUGGUCAGGACUACUGGCUGGUUAAGAACUCCUGGUCCACGUACUGGGGAAACGAUGGCUUUGUCCUCAUGUCGCAGAAGAACAACAACUGUGGUGUCGCUACCGCAGCCACGUACGUCCUUCUAUAGAGUGCUACGUACAAACAGCCUGCGAAACAGUGCCACAUUGUCUGUAGAAUGCCACAUCCAUUGCUUUAAAGAUACAGCCAUGACACGAAUCACCAUUCAGUUGUACUGCAGGCAUAGUAGAAAGUGGUGCUUUAAAUUUCUGUGAUAUUUCUCCCUUUGGCUCAACAGUAUCACCAUGGCAACUUUUUCAAAUAAGCUCUGUCCUUGAGCUACAAUGGAUAUCUGGACUGUCCUACUGCUGUCAUACAGGUGUAUUCAAAAAUGUUAUAUUCAUAAUAAUUCAAAAUAAUCAAAUGCUCAUUUUUGAUAAAAUAUUGCAAUGAUAUUUUAUAGGUUUUUAUGUAGUUCUUGUUUUUUUCUUCAAAGUAUUUACAUAAUAUAUAGAAGUUGAUGCAUGUCCUCAAAUUUAGAACCUGGAUACCCAGACAUAUAGUUACAAGUAUUCGUUCAUAAAAUGAACACAGUUCAAAUUCGUGAACGUUUAUUUAGAGAAUAAAAUUUAUGUACCUAUAUUCAUCCAUGCGUACUGUCUGGUUCAUUUGGUGCUUUCAUUUUCAAUAACGUAAUGAUGAUUGUGUACUUAUGAAUGAUACAGUCAGGAAAUUAUGUUAUAUACAUCGUAUGAAUGUUUGAUUUUACUUCAUGGUUUUUGUACAUUCCAUUGUGUUUAUUAUGAAAUCAAAGUU
Messenger RNA from Mizuhopecten yessoensis (Yesso scallop), 2356 nucleotides. Its product is annotated as digestive cysteine proteinase 1-like. The record is from RefSeq and is a predicted model, not a curated record. The transcript has 10 exons. NCBI's taxonomy places the organism in Eukaryota, Metazoa, Mollusca, Bivalvia, Pectinida, Pectinidae. Gene Ontology annotation, cellular component: lysosome. Gene Ontology annotation, molecular function: cysteine-type endopeptidase activity. The coding region runs from base 42 to 1670 and encodes 542 amino acids. Gene Ontology annotation, biological process: immune response.